UCCGCACUCACGCAGUUCAUAAACGCCAUGAUGCGCUAGGGAACACGACCGAAUCGCUGCUCCCAUGUUUUUCGUGAGUGAAGUCGUUAGCGGAGUAGAAAUAGAAAAUAACGUGUAGAGUGCAGUGCAGUGCGAGUGUGUGUGUGUGUGCGUGUGGAUUAUAAGAAGUAGAGGAAAAAGUGGGUGCAGUUUUGGUGGUGUGUAGCAGUGAAAAAGCAAACAAAGUGUUACAAAAAUAAGGAAGUGAAUUGUGCAUAACAGCUCCCAGUGGAGGAACUUUCCUCCACAAAUCUUCCCAAAACAGUGGAAGUAUCGCUUUAUUGUUCGAUUUAGUGUGUCUGUACAGCAGGCUACUGGGAGUUGCUAUAAAGGACCUCUUCUUCGUUGCACGCACACCACUACACAAGGCAGCAGUAAACAGCAAAGCAGCAGCAGCAGCAGCGCAGCAGAAAGCAUACAAUUGCGCCGGUAACACUUGGUGGGUGCAUCACAUACACUCACACAAGCGUAAAAUUUGCACCACCACCACCAGCAAACGGUGGUUUCCUACACAGGAAGGAAUAACGCUCCUUACCGGAAGCUGGACGGUGUGCCGUGCUCUGCCUACUGCAAGAAAUUCCUCACGCGUCAGCUGUUGUGUAUGAAUCCCGGCCGUCGUUCUUCGUGCUGAAGUGAAUUUUGCACCCACUACUGCAACAUCGUUCUGGUGGAACGCAAAUACAACAAAAAGCCGCACAAAACGCGUAAAUUUUCGCAACAAAAGCGCAACACAAGAUGAGUGAACAAAGUAUUAUCGGUGCCCGGGCCUCGGUCAUGGUGUACGACGAUGUGCAGCGGAAGUGGAUUCCGUCCGGCAGCUCGUCCGGCCUGAGCAAGGUGCAAAUCUUCCACCAUCAGCAAAACAACACGUUCCGCGUCGUUGGCCGGAAACUGCAGGACCAUGAGGUCGUCAUCAACUGCUCGAUCAUCAAGGGCCUCAAGUAUAAUCAGGCCACCGCCACGUUCCACCAGUGGCGCGAUUCCAAGUUCGUGUACGGUUUGAACUUUUCCAGCCCGAUGGAUGCGGAAGCGUUUGCCCGUGCAAUGAUGCACGCCCUGGAUGUUUUGAGUGGACGGGUUCCACCGUCGGCGACCAUGCAAACGACCAAUCCAAACCCGAGCCAGAUGGCUGCGGCGUACGAGGAGGACAUGGGCUAUCGUACGAUGACCCGUGAAGAUGCGGCCAUCAUGCAGCAACAGCAGCAGAUGACUAGUCAACCGCCGGGUGUGGGCCCACCGCAGCAACCGCCCAACUCCAUACCGGGUCCGGGCGGUGGCAUACUGUCCCCCCAGACGCCCACAUCUCAGACGCUGCCAUCACAAGCCACACAGCAGCAGCAGCAGCAGCAACAACAGACGCAUCAUCGUACAAACAGUGCACCACCGGUCCCGCCAGCGUUACCGACACAGCAACAGCAGGCAUCGCAGCAGGCACAGCAGCAGCAGCAGCAGCAGCAACAGAAACCGAUCUAUGCAUCACAGCAGAGCAACAGCAGUACCAACAGUAUUACCUAUGGCAACAAUUCGCAACAGUAUCCGCAGCCCAUCUACGUAGCAUCGAAUCAAAACCAUCAAAUGCUGAAUCAGUCGGUGUUGGCACCGCAACCGCCGCAGCAACCACCGCCGCCCCAGCAACAGCAGCCACCGCAGAUACCGUCGAACCUGUCGAACGGUUCGAUUUACGCGACGGCCACGUGCUCGCCGAGCGCGACCAACAGCAAUCCAUCGAACCCGAUCUACGCCGGCCAGCAGCAGCUAGUGUCGCAACAGCAGCCGCAGUCGGUGCAGCCACAGCCGCCGCCACCACCGAUGAUGAUGCCACCGAAUGGGUACGGGCCACCGAACGGUGUCGGUGGUCCGUACGGUGCCGGGCAACCACAGUACGGCAUUCCACCGGUUCCUCAGAUGCCAAUGCAGCCGCUACAACAGCAACCACCCCCGUCGCAGAUGCAACAGACGAACGCCGCUCCUCCACCACCGCCAAUGAUGCCGCCAAUGUUCCCCAUGUCUUCUGCACCAUCGAACAUACCCCAGCCACCAGCACCACCCAUGCCACCAAACGUGAAUAAUGCGGCUGCUCCACCACCACCGCCACCCCCACCCGGAAUGCUUUCCUCGAAACCGGGUGAAAUCAAUUCCUUGGCCCUGCAGCUGGCCAGUGCCAAACUGAAACGCAGCCAACCACCGAAAGGCGCGUCGUCCGGUGUGGGCAAUGCUGGAGCGUCGUCCACCACCACGCUCACUUCCGCCACCAGCGGCAACAAUGUUGCGGCGUCCACCGUGACGGAAAACAGUGGCAGCAGUACAUCGAGCGGAGGUAGUGGUAAUUAUGGAACCAUAGGACGAUCGUCAUCCGGCAUGGCAUCGAUGAUGGAUGAAAUGGCAAAGACUCUUGCUAGGCGUCGAGCGCAGGCAGAAAAGAAGGAGCCGGACUCCAACGAUGAUGGUGGAGCCGGAGGUUCCGGAGGACGCCAGCGGGCCUGGGAAAAGUCGAGCACACUACCGCACAAACUAGGUAGCAAUAAUGCAAACGGAGGAGGAGGAGGAGGCGGCAACAGUUCCGGUGCCGGUGGUGCUAGUCUGAGCGGUUCGGAAUCACCGAAACCGCGGAUGCGUUUCGGCAGUUCCAGCGAAGGAACGAUACUAAAUCAGAUCAAUGGUGGCGACGGUUUCUCCCUUCCGACUGCGGUCGAGUUCGACAAUCUGAAGGAGGAAAUUUUACGCGAAAUGCGUAACGAGCUCGCGAAAGCAAAGCAAGAAAUUAUAGAAGCUAUCAAAUCCGAAUUCAACCGCAGGUAAACAAACGCGGGCCCGUUUACCUUUCUGUUAUAUGCUUCUGUUUUUAAGCGCUCUGCAACGAACGAGAAACACUGCGCGCGCGCAUACACACGCAUUUCUAUUUCUACUGCAACAACAACAACAACAAAAACAAAAACUACUACCACAUACUACAACACUAUGAUAACUGUUACUGUAACGAAGAGAACGAUAAGCAAAAUGGGAACGCGACCAGAUCGGGGGCCGGCCGCCACAGGCAAGUCACGGUGAGAAACGGCAUCGAACGGCAACAGGCAACGAUUGGACGACAACGGGGAGAGAGAGGGGGAUGGUGAAGAUACGGUGGACAUUCGGACGCCGCCGCGUACACAGGAACACGGGUUUCCGCUGGCGGGUCGACAGAUUUUACUUCAAUUGAUAGACAUCCUUUAUCGCCACUUGCACACGUAAUGAGCCAGUUGUUUUUGGGUUUGCUAAUUUAAUUUUACGUCCAAGCUUACGACGUAUCGACCUACGUGCGAUUCCAUUUCCGCCAUUUUCUUAUCGUUUGGUUAGGCGCGUAGUGGAUAAAACUUACUUCGAAAUACAUUGGUCUUUGUAUAUAAUUUAAUUGCUGCGAAGGUUUUGUUUUUGAUUUUUGCCGUUGUCGGUUUGGUUUAACAGCGUUUAACGACUUGUUUUGUAAAUUUCCUGCAGCAUCUUUCCUCUCUGUAAAGGACUAUUUCAACGCCGGAUUUAAAUUUUGUGAAAAUACGUAUUUAUAAUGUAGGAUAACGUUGAGUUUGUUGGGAAAAGUUAGUACCGUUCUAGCGCUGUCUUUUGCCGAUCUAGUAUCUUGACCUCAUUGGCGACUUUAUCUGCUUUUCAUUGGUCUUCCACACAUUUGGAGCCACUUCCGUUCGAACUCAGCUGAGAGAUUUUUGUCCUAUUGUAACGUCGAGUUCUGGUCUCGGUGGCGUAUACGACUGGUAUCGCGAGUGGAGAAGCUUCCUUAGGCUCGAGUUCCCAUACUUGCAAACCUUCCAAAGUAAAGGCUGAAAACAGGACAGUAACUCGCUUUAAGACGGUAACAUUUUAUUUCAAUUUAGCCUGAGAAACAAUGGAAAGCAGUCAGGAUGAUCCUUGUGUUGAAGUAGUAGUCUUUGGCAGAAAGGAAAAAUACUCUUUGCUUUCAAAAAAUUGAACGCCUAAACGCUGGUUAACAGUACACUAUUUUUUCAUGUAUGGCCAUAGAGAAAAAUGGACGAAGAGUUGGUGUAUCGAGCGAGAGCGAUAAAGGAUGAUAAGGAUUUAAAUCCUAGACACACACUGUAUAGCAGGGCGCAGGACAGGUUAACGAUGUUGACUGUUGGAGCCUGAAGGUGGAACGAAUAGCGACGCGAUGGGAUACUGAGUAUCCGAGUGUCCCCUUAGCAAAUCCGUGUGGUCCACGCAACAUUUCCGUUCUUUGUACUACUACUGAGAAGCUAGCCUUGGGCACAGUUAUUCGGUUUGAAUUAUUUUGGUUGUUUCAUAUGCCCCACAGUCGAAACGAAAUCAUCACUCCCACCAAGAGCAAAAAGUCGUGUGAACAAAAUCGAAUACACACCAUUUAAAAUGCGCGAAGGAAGCUGAACUACAAGACUCCAACACGUUUAUACAUAUAUCGGCGAUGAGAGAACUGUAAGCAAUUAGCAUAAUAUCCAUAACGGAACGACGUUGGGAUGGGGCAAAAGCACAGCAAGCAUUCGGAUGGCGUGUCUCUCCGUGUGGAGUUUGAUAUAAAUUUUGCGUGUGCGUCCGCGCCAUCGUUGUGUCCGUGUGUACGCCCAGGCUCCGUGGACAUUUUUUUGUUGUUGCCUCAUCUGUCUCUCAUCUCGUACCGCAUGGUAGUAGGUAGUAGGUAGUAGUAGUAGCAGCAGCAGCAGCAAACCGUAUCAUCAUCGUAUAAGCUCUCACGAAAUUUGGACACUAACCGGGAGAGCCCCGGGGCAAGUGGAUAGCGCUUCGUGUGCUUGCGUCGUUAUUAUUGCUAGGUAGAAGAACACUGAACCAUACCAGCUCUUUAAAUCGAAUGUCUAUCCAAUGUGUCUCCUCUCUGUGUGUGUGCGUGUGAGUGUGUGUGUGUCAGCCAUAUUAUCCUGUCUCAUUAUUCUAACUCGUUGGCGAGGAACGAAGCGAAAAAGAAAAUUCAAAAUCACACUAAACUUUCAAACGUAACCUAAGCAUCAUCGGGAACAUAAAGCUAAAUUUAAACUAAACGUAACUAUUUAAGGCCGGCCGGGAUAGUGAAAGCGGAGUGUAGCAUAGAGAGUGCUGAAAAAUGAUCCCCCUGACGCGCAGCAAAAUAGUGAAAUGGCGAAGGUAGAGAGCGUGCCAGAGGAACGUGCUGUAUCCUGGAAUGCAGCAAAAAAAAAAACAACACGCUGCACACACACACCGAAGCAGAUUCAAAUCAAAAUGUAGAACAAAUUUAAUCAUCAUCACUCCAUACGAGCGCGGGGGGGAGGGGCGGGGGGAUGUGAUUUGAUUAGUGGGAGAGAAGCAUAUUAGAUGGGCUAAAACAGCAAACAGAAGCGUGCCGCGCGGGGCACUUAAUUGUAAGGUGAGCACAAACGCGAUUAAACAUUAAAAACUCGCGCGUGCGCAUGUAAGCGAUUUGGAAAACGGAUUCCGAAAGAGAGACUUGUACUCAAAUCGACUCAAAUUUUUUUGUACAUAAACGAAAGACUAAAGCAUGCCCAAGAAGGGAAGCCGAAGUGAUGGUAGCUGCGAAUAAUCGGACGCUAGGAGCAGCGAACAGAAUGUAUAACCGCGAUACUUUCAUUUAUAGUCAUGAUGGUGUAGUCUAAGCGAGGAAGAAUGAAAGGCGCAAAGAUACGACUGUGUGCGUGUGUGCGUGUGCCCGCGCUGUGUGUGUUAGGCACAUUACCGUACGUACCGGGCAGACGGGGGCAUCAUCACGGAAGCAGAAAGGCGGGGUGAGUUAAAAUUAAAGUAAAUCUUCCCUCGGAACUGAACUGACAUAUUAUUGUGUGAGAGUGUGUGUGUGUGUGCGAGAAGAAUGCGGGGGGGGGGGGGUAUUCGUCUGACCCCGUUAAUCUCGCCCCACGAACAUGGGGGGAAGAAGCGAUUGUAGAGCGGCAAACAAGCAAACUACUCUUCUUACCACGUGCCGGACCGAGCGAAACGCAUAGAUAUGCUCUCUUUUAAAUUAUAACGACGAAGGCACACAAACACACACACACACAAAUACGCUUUAAAACGGAUGGAAGAUGAACUCGACACACACACACACACCGAACACGUUAUACAAUACAAUAAUCCUCCUAUCCUUAAUAUGUAAAAAAAGAGAUGGCGGCCGGUAACUAACACCACUUUGCAAAAUUGAAGUUUUUCUGGAAAACACCGCCAAGUAUCACAACAGCCACACACCGCCUGCAUGCUGUUCCGAUAGCGAAUACAUAGAACAAAGCGAUAAAGCAGAUAGCUUGAUACAGAAGCGAAACGACCUACACCACAACACAGAACACACGCCGGACGUUUCCGGGCAAGGGCUUUGUACAGAAGGGCGGCCAGUUUAGCUUCACAAUCCUCUAGUACGGUUAUGGGUUGCUAGUUUUGAGUACUUUUUUUUACAGUGUUUGACUGAAACAUGCUUCCACGAUGGCGGCCCGGGCUUCAAAUCCCAUCCAGACCGCCUGUCAAACUACGCGGCAUUGUCAAGUCUAGUAUGCCAGAUAUGGCAGGCAUGCCCUAAGAGGGCGUUAGGCCCAUAAGAGAGAGGGAUCUGUUCACACGUUGGGGUUAAAAUAUUUCCCGCAGUGGGAAAUCAGAAUUUUUGAAGGACUUCUCCUGCAUGAAGGCCAACAAGAAGGUUUGUCUUACAGAUGAAAGAUCCGUUGGUAGUUUAGAACCAGUUGAAUAACUCAAUUUGGGCAAGUACAAAUCUGAAAAACACGUCGCACCCGGAUGUCUUCAAAGACCCCACCAAUUGAGAAGGCGAUCGUUACAAAAUUGGAUUGAAUGUUGAAUAUUUUGCUUGAAAAGCUGUUAUUAACUAAAACUAAAUCAUUUGUGAUGAAAAAGGAACCUUUUCCCAAUAACAUUCGCCCUUUUUUACCGUGCCGUUCCCUUUGUUAUCACUGUUAGUAGUGAUGGGCAAAACGAUGGUUUGAUCGGAAUCGAUUCCGGAGCGCUCCGAAAUUUUGCAGAAUCGAUUCCCACGAGUAGGUCCGGAAUCAAUAUGGGAACCGAUUCCGGACACGAUUUUAAAUCCGAUUCCGGAAUCGGUUCCGGAACUGGAUCCGGAAUCAGAUUCGGAAUUGAAUUUUUAUUUGUUCAUGAAUAUGCCUUUCCUUUGUUAUCUAAUCUUACAACAACUAUUCUCAUUUUGACCUAACCUUCUUCAAAAGUUUUGGGUAUCUCGGUGGCGAAAAGUGAGUGCCCGUGAGUUUGGUGGGGUCUUUAUUCAGCCUUUAGCCGAGAACAGAAUGCCAUCUUACGAAAACUCUCGAGAUUGUAGAGCAACAGAAGAAUAAGAAUUAGGAUUUUGUAUCCUAAUCGUAUUUGAGAUUGAUUCCUUAGUUUGUUCCGGAUUAAGCACCGUACUUGACUCCGGAAUUGGAUCCGGAAUUGGAUUCGUAAUCUGAAUCCGAUAACAGAAUCGGAACCAGGUAGUUCCGAAGAAGUUUGGUAUUUGGAAUUUGUUCCCUAAUCGUAAUUGAGAUUGAUUCCGAAUUUAGUUCCGUACUUGAUUCCGUCUUGACUAUCGAACCGAAUCUGGAAUCGGAUUCGGAAUCGGAAUCAGAACCUUAGCCGCGAACCCAGCACCACUUGAGUUGGAAUGUUUGGCGGUGUUGGUCAUUUACCCGUUUUUAUAUUUCUGAAUUAUUUAUUCACCAAAUCAUCCUUGCCUAUCUGUACAAAGCCCCUCCAACCAGGAACGCUCCGAACACAAAUCUUAACCACACUCUGGACAUAUAUAGUAAAGGAAGGCAAGGUAAUGGUACACUGACGAGGGUCUGGGUCUGGGGUAAAGGUAAUCGUAACUCGUAAGGAUCAAUGAAAGGAGACAGUUAAAAAAUGAAACAUUGAAGAGAAAGUAAAAGAAUAGGGAAAGAAGAUUUAUUGCAGGCGAUAAAGAUAAGCGCAACGACGGUCUCCUCAGUGGGAGUUGGUAAUCGAUCCGUUACAGUUUCAGUUCCUCCGUUUCGACACACAUUUCGACUUCCAUACAAAGUACUUGUCUUCUUCCCCUGUUUAUAAUUGGAAUCAGCCAGCAUACAAACAAAAAAACGUAAUAAUGAGCAGUAUUAACAGAUGGACACCACCAGAGUAGUAAACCGCGUGUGCAGUGCAGUCCGCGAUGGGCAGUGGUGGCCAGUGCGGUAGUCAGUGUAUAGUAAAAAAAGGAACGGCCCAUGGUCCCAUUCGUGCAGAUAAAUAUGUAUAUGUUUUAACAUGUGUGUGCGUGAGUUCGAAGAAUUUAAAUUAGUUUUCCUUUCUAAUGUUCGAUUUCGUUCGUUAUCAUUGCAAAGAGCGAAGCACCACCACACACACACACACACACCUGUUGUAAAUGCUUUUUAGAACGCUUUUUCUUUAUUCGAGUGACGCUACUUACAUUGUACCGCGUCAGGAAGAAGAGGGGAGUGAAAGGGGGAAAAGGGGCAGACCCCUCAUUUUGAACUGUGAUUGUUCGGUGUCACGAUAGAGACGAGAUGGUGGUGUCCUGUGGGUCUCCUUCCUUUUUUGUUUUUUUUGCAACGAUGAAUGUUUCUCGAAUAGGAAGGAAUCGAUUUUUAUCCGUUUUUUGUCGAUCACUUCUUGACAGAGUAACACACACACCAACACACCAACACACGAUGCGCAGCCUAGGAUAUAUGUAAGUUGAGUUGAGCUGAGGUUGGGGCUGGAUGGAUUGAAGGAUGAUGGACGCUAGUGAUGGGUGGGUCGACCCGAACCUACCGAGUCGGAACUUGACUCGACUCCGGGUCGAUCCGUAAAAAGAGCCGUAUGACCCAUCAUUAAUGGACACGAAAUUUGGUGCAAAGGAUUAGAGUUUAAUGGGGAAGAGAGGGGGGGGGGGGGGGGGGGAAGAAUUUAGAAGGGAAGAUGGUCCGAUCUAUUACGCGGUUAGAGACAUGCAAAAAAAGGGUAUGCACACGCACUAUACAUACAUACAUACACGACGAACGCUAUUGAAUGGACGUGUGUGUGUGUGUGUGUCUGGAUGUGUGCAUAUACAUUAGAUGAUUUGUGAUUUUAUGUUAAAUAUAACUUUUGUAUUAUUACUUUUAUUUACCUAUUUACGAUUUAGAGACGUGAAGGAAGCGACUAUUGAAAUAUAUACAUAUAUACACUACACACACAAACAAACAAAACACACACACAAACACUUAUCUUAUUAUUCGCCAAGGCAAGGGAAACGAGAACAGAAGCUAAUAUUAGGAGCAAAUUAACUGAACGCUGAACGAUUUUUGGGCGAUAGAUAAAACGCCCGGCCGGUAGAAGCCGGUUGAAUGUGGCUGAAACGAACAAAAAAAAGAAGGACCGUAACCAAUUCGAGUGGUUCAAACGAAAAAAAA
This is a messenger RNA of Anopheles stephensi (Asian malaria mosquito), 9386 nucleotides long. RefSeq names its product protein enabled (gene ena). The transcript has 11 exons. Lineage: Eukaryota; Metazoa; Arthropoda; Insecta; Diptera; Culicidae. Gene Ontology annotation, molecular function: SH3 domain binding. The record is from RefSeq and is a predicted model, not a curated record. The coding region runs from base 775 to 2838 and encodes 687 amino acids.